AUGUACCUCAGUUUCCAAGAAUCCACACAGCACAGCUUAACAGCAAAGCGCAGUUUGUUGACGCGCGAUGAGAGCUUGACCGUACAAUUCGUUAGCCGAGUGGUUAGGGGACAGACGUUGCAGCCAUCGGUGGUGUGCAAUAAAACCGCGGCGGCAUUAAUUAGAGAGCAAACGGCAUACGCCACGGGACCCCCACUAGCGGCGGUCGAGCCACAAAAGCCCCCACUUUGGGGCAGUCAAUGCCCCCCUAUAACGGUACAGGCGGGGCCUGCCGCGAACACGCCAAUCACGGCGGUCGCCGAGCGGCCGCGACUCGUUUCCGACACGCGAUCUAGUUUCGGCGCGCCGACGCGUCGUGAUUUAUCGCCCGCGGCUCGAUCCGAACUUCGACCUGAUUACGGGCCGCGGUUGGAAUACAAGCGGGAA
Messenger RNA from Iphiclides podalirius (scarce swallowtail), 426 nucleotides. The record is from the annotation of a GenBank genome assembly. NCBI's taxonomy places the organism in Eukaryota, Metazoa, Arthropoda, Insecta, Lepidoptera, Papilionidae.